AUGUGGGUGUCUGUGCCGUGACUGUGCUGCAGAGCUGUCACUGGGUGCUGCCCCUCCUCGUCUCCUGCCGUCUUUGUAUAGGAGCUGCUGUCAUCAUCAGGCCUCGGCUGUCCUCUGGACUGUUCUGCUCUUCUUGUCCCCAGGGUGUGUCUGUGUAUGAUCCGCUUCCAGUCCAUCUCCUCUCUGGCUGAAGAUGGCGGAUCGAGCUGAGAUGUUUUCCCUCUCCGCCUUCCACUCCCUCUCCCCCCCAGGCUGCAGGCCAUCACAAGACAUCAGUUUGGAGGAAUUUGAUGAUGAAGAUUUAUCAGAAAUUACAGAUGACUGUGGAAUUGGACUAAACUAUGACUCAGACCAUUGUGACAAGGAGGGUCUUGGCUUUGGAAGAUGUGAUCCUUCCCGUGCACUCUGCACUUUCCAGGAGGAUUUCCAAGAAUUUGAAAUGAUUGAUGAGGAAGAAGAUGAGGAUGAAGAAGAAGAGGAAGAUGAGCUCCCACCUCAAGAAAACAGAAAACAAGUAGAAGCACCUCCAUCACCAAAUCCUUCUCCUCUACCACCUGAGGAUACCCUGAAAAACAGGCCAUGCACAUUGAGACUUAGUGCCCCUCGAACCCAGGACACACUUAACAACAACGGUGGAUUCAUUUCUCAGAGUGACACCUGGGCAGAUCCUGAGAGAAAUGAGACUGAAAUGGUAUCCCAUACCCAGGUUACCCAUGUUGAAAUGGAAACUCAAAAAGAAGAUGAUGAUACUGAAGAGACAGAAUUAGACAGUGGAGAUAUCACUGAUGUCUCAAGGAUUGUUCCAGACAGAAAUCAUGUCUCCAGUCCAGGAGAGCGAUGGGCAUCAGAUUCACAGUUGAGGGUAACUACACCACUUCAAGAGAAUCUGGCAGAUUUGAGCCCUGAGCAGAGAGGGAGCACCAGAGGACAUCCAUCUAAUUCUUCCAAUGAAACAACAUCUCCAUCUUCAGAUCCUGGUAUUGAGGCUGAUUUGACCAGUCGAGGUCGGUUCCUGCCAACAGGACAUUGUAGUCAGGAUCUCAGCUCCCCUGGCUCUGAUUCUGACAUAGAAGGAGAAAUAGAAGCAGCAUUUGCUUGUGAGGGUGGGAGACUUGUUAGUAACAUGAUUUCCUCAAUAUCAGAAACAGAACUAGACCUAACCAGUGAGUCAAGCAGUGGAAGGUCGUCUCAUCUCACCAACUCUAUUGAAGAGGCAAGCUCUCCAACCUCUGAUCCAGAACCAGAUCAUGUGGGAGAAUUAGGGCUUCAAGGAAUCAAAGACUCCAUCCUGCUAGACAAGGAGAAAGAGAGAGGUCCUUUAAUGACAGAACCAGAGGAUAAAUAUAGUACAUGGAAUGAAGAAGAGAACCUGUCACAAGAAAAAGGAGAUCAGAAUAAAGAACGAAGUCUGGAAAGUAUACGACGCUCAUUUUACUUACCUGUAGGACCCAAGCUCAUGCCAGAAACAGAUGCAAAUAGUGAAUAUGACUCAGACUCUGAAUCAGAAGCUGACCUAAGUGAGGAUUCAGAUUCGCCUUGGCUGCUCAGCAACCUGGUAAAUAAGAUGAUUUCUGAAGGAUCCUAUCCCAUUUCAUGCCCAGAUGAGUGUUUUCAAAGGCAAACAAGCCCAUCAUGUGAUACUCUUUCUCCUGCCUCUGAGCUGGAUCCUGAGUCAGUUAGUCCAGACAUUGAGGCUGAUCUUACAAGUUCCAAAGAAUCCUCACAAGAUCUAGAUACAGCACAACAAAGUAUAGAGCUGGUGGAUAUGGAGACACUACAGCAUUCUCUUAGUCAUCAUGAUAGAGAGGAAAAUGUUCCCGGAUUAUAUGUUCUGCAUGACUCACGUGACACUGUAGCUCCAAUUUUUGAGGGCCUUCCUCUUCAAUUGGAGGGAUUAUCUCAUACAGCUAAAUGUCGUCCCCUUUCUCCAGGGCAUAAAGUUGAACAGAAACCUUGGCCUGGCACAGAACAAAUUCUUCAGAAACGAAGAGAUGGCUGGGAUAUUGAUCGUGACUUAGAUUCUGGUAUUCUAGAGGAUAAUGAUCUUUGUGAUGAUCUUUGUCAAGAGCUAGACCAAAAUAAACCCACAAUGGACAUUUCAACAGCAAGAACAAAUCAUGGCUUUAACCUAGAAUAUACUGGUGAGGAAGAUGAAGAUAUUCCUUAUUACAGAAGCCUAAAAAGUUCUUCUUACCAUAAUUGUGUUGGAGAAGAAUCUUUUAUGGAGCGGUCUUCAGCUGAAUCUCGAAUCCUAGAUGAUUCUUUGGCCUAUGAUUCAAUGAAAUACACUUUGGUAGUGGAUGAGCACACUCAACUUGAGCUGGUUAGUCUUCAGAGAUGUACAUCUAUACUAAGUGAUGGCAGUGACCUUCUUAGAGCUUGUGAAGCCUGUGACUUUGAAGAGGAUGAAUUUGGAGAUGAUGUUGAAGCCCAUGAAAAUGAAUCUUCAUCUGAAGACUCAUCACCAGAGCCCAACAUGCCUUUCUCCAAGAAGUUCCUCAAUGUUUUUGUCAACAGCACAUCACGGUCCUCCAGCACUGAGUCUUUUGGACUAUUUUCUUGUGUACUCAAUGGAGAAGAGCGUGAACAGACACACAGAGCUGUUUUCAGGUUUAUUCCUCGUCAUGAAGAUGAGCUUGAGCUAGAUGUUGAUGACCCAUUACUGGUGGAGUGUGAGGAUGGUUCAUGGUGUCGUGGUUAUAACAUGAGGACGGGAGAACGAGGGAUUUUCCCUUCAUUUUAUGCUCAUGAGGUUGUGUGUCCAGUGAAGGAGAAUGUUGUAAUCAAAGGAAAUUCUCCUUGGGUCCAGAUGUUUGAUGUGCAGUUUCUGGGUUCUGUUGAAGUUCCACAUCAUCAGGGCAAUGGUAUUCUGUGUGCAGCCAUGCAGAAGAUUGCAACAGCGAGGAAGCUGACAGUGCACCUGAGGCCGCCCGCUAGCUGUGAACUGGAAAUUUCUUUGCGUGGCAUCAAGCUCAUUUUGAGAGGAAACGACCGACCAGAGGAUGAGCGUUGCAGUCACUUUUUCCAAAUGAAAAAUAUUUCCUUCUGUGGUUGUCAUCCACGUAACAGCUGUUAUUUUGGCUUCAUUACGAAACACCCUGUUCUGAAUCGAUUUGCUUGCCACGUCUUUGUUUCCCAAGACUCCAUGCGGCGAGUGGCUGAGUGUGUGGGACGGGCUUUCCAGGAAUUCUAUCAGGAACAUGUGGAAUUCAGUUGUCCCACAGAAGAUAUUUACUUGGAGUAAUCUGGGGCUUGUAGAUAUUAAAAUGGGCAUUGGGGAGGGGGUUUCUGGGAAUAG
Molecule: messenger RNA, 3298 nt
Organism: Bufo gargarizans (Asiatic toad)
Lineage: Eukaryota; Metazoa; Chordata; Amphibia; Anura; Bufonidae
Gene: MAPK8IP2
Product: mitogen-activated protein kinase 8 interacting protein 2
Exons: 12
Coding region: 194-3244 (1016 amino acids)
Biological process (GO): regulation of JNK cascade
Cellular component (GO): cytoplasm
Molecular function (GO): protein binding
Source: RefSeq, a predicted model, not a curated record